Messenger RNA from Musa acuminata AAA Group (dessert banana), 2517 nucleotides. RefSeq lists its product as uncharacterized. The record is from RefSeq and is a predicted model, not a curated record. Gene Ontology annotation, molecular function: protein binding. Bases 194 to 2035 code for a protein of 613 amino acids. Gene Ontology annotation, cellular component: cytoplasm. The transcript is spliced from 10 exons. Lineage: Eukaryota; Viridiplantae; Streptophyta; Magnoliopsida; Zingiberales; Musaceae.
ACCGGAGAGGGAAAAAUUGUAUAUUGAUAGCGAAAUCGACCAAUUUGGCCUUCGUACGGAUAUCGCUGGGUUUCCUUGGAUUCCCCCUUUUGGUGUCUUGUUUCUUCUUUGCUUCUGUUAUUGCAUAAUUCGGCUAGGGAUUUGGGCUUGGGGCGAUUAAUCUUGGCGUCAGGGUUGGGAAUCGUGGGUAACGAUGAAGUCUUCGUUGAGGAGAUUGCGAGGGUUUGCGCUCCACAAACACGAGCACAAACAGAGGAGGGAGAAAGGCUUGGUGGCGUACCAGGACGAGCUGCUCCAGGCGACCCAGGACAUCCAUGACAUUAGGAACUUCUAUGACAGCUUACUUUCUGCAGCUGCUGCUACCGCAAAUAGUGCAUAUGAAUUCUCGGAAGCCCUAAGGGAGAUGGGUACUUGUUUGCUCGAAAAAACUGCACUAAAUGAUGAUGAAGAAAGUGGUAGGAUAUUGUUGAUGCUUGGAAAGGCACAGUUUGAACUUCAGAAAGCUGUUGAUAUCUAUCGUGUCCAUGUUGUUCAGACCAUUACAACUCCAUCAGAAUCUCUUCUCAAGGAGCUCCAAACUGUAGAGGAAAUGAAACGCCAGUGUGAUGAUAAAAGAGACUUGUACAUGUUGGCAGCACAAAGAGGAAAAGGAAGGUUGAGAAAUGCCAAAGGUGAAAGUUUCUCUCCACAGCAGUUGCAGGCAGCUCAAGAAGAUUAUGAAGAGGAGGCAACACUUUUCCUCCUUCGAUUGAAAUCACUAAAGAAAGGACAAUCACGUAGUCUCUUGACACAAGCUGCUAGGCACCAUGCAUCACAGUUAAACUUCUUCCGGAAAGGGGUCAAGUCUCUUGAAGUUGUUGAGCCACAUGUCAAAUUUGUAGCUGAACAGCACCACAUUGACUAUCAGUUCAGAGGACUUGAGGAUAAUCAAUUUGAAGAAUAUGAGGAUGAUGACUCUGAUGAAAAUGGAGAUCAUGGAGAACUGCAUUUUUAUUAUGGACAGCAUGACCAACAUCAUGAUGUUAGUUAUUUUUCUAGAAGCUCAAUGGAGGAAAUUGUAGACAGUCGUCAAGCAGAUUUCUCUCCUUUCACCAAGGGUCCUAGGGCUGUCAGUCUGUCAGCACCUCUUUUUUGUGAUAAGAAGUCUAAAUCAUCUGAAAGGAUAAAUCAGAUCGAGCCUUCAUCAGCAAAGAGGUUUUACGCAUAUGCUCUUCCUACUCCUCUUGAUGUUAAGAGCUCAAACUCAACAAGUUCAGCUAAUUCAGUUUCUGCUGCUCGGGUAGAAACCAAAGGUGUAUGGCCAGCACAACCGUGGCAUUCAUCUCCAUUGCAGCCAAAUUUUCUUGGCAAAGACUACCGAGAUGUUGAGUUGCCAAGCCCCACCAGUUUACCUAGAGAGCAAUCAAUACUUAAAGAGAGUAACAACAUCAGUAGCCCCAUCAGAACGCCAAUUGCUUUUAGUGUCGGGAUGUUCCCUCAGUUGAUUCCAUCAAAUGCAUCUGAUCCAAAGAAGAUUGAGAGACAAGCUUUUUCUGGUCCAUUGACAAGUAAACCGCCAUCAAGCAAACCAGCUAGUUCAACCAAUUCCAUGUCAUCAAUGGAACACCUGCCUGGUGUCCCUGCAAAACCAACAAACAUUCCCAUACCUAAGCUACCCCUGCCGCGGAAAGUUUCUCCAAGUGCCUCUCCUCCUCCUCUUGUGACAUCACCGAGAAUAAAUGGACUUCAUGAGCUUCCAAGGCCUCCAAUAGGCUUUAGUAAACAUACAGGACCUUCCAAUUUGAUUGGUCAUUCAGCCCCUCUGGUGUCUAGAGGUCAAGAGCUAAAUGCAACAUGCAAACCGCCAUCAAUUUCAUCUCACACAGCGACACCACUACCAAAACCUCCUGGUGUUAUGGCUCGCAGCUUUUCUAUACCAUCUAGUGGUCAAAGAUCAAACUCAACAGUUCCUAAGUCAUUGGAUCUUCCUCAUAAUCGAAGGACAACUGCAGACACUUCACCACCUCAUACAUCGAUGAAUGUUAGUGUAGCAUGAACUGCUUCGGAUAGAGUAAUAAAACUAGAAAGCUAAAGGAUUCACGUGAACAGAACUCUUUGUAGCUGAUGGAGCCAAUCCAUAUGUUCAUCACAUGUUGUUUGUGUACAUAAUGAAGUGAUCAACAGCUUUCUCUCUCAUACUUCCACUUCUUUGUGUUUUACUUACGGGAAAUGGGGGAUAAUUGCCCCCAAGUACUAAUAGGCACUGCUGGUUAAGAAAAGGAACCUCUUGUGUAAUAUAGUUGCACCAGAGAAAUGCCAGUUUGUGAAGUGAGAAACAUGUUGGGUGUACCGAGAUAUUUUUUGUGAAAAAUGUUCUUUUAAGUAUCAUCCACUGGGGCAAUCUUUCCUGGUCCAUCACAUGGUUUUAAAUUUCUUCUUAUUUAUAGAUACAGAAGUUGGGAAAUUUACCAGAUGUAUGAGCCCAUUAAGAAAUUUGUCAUUUCAUUUUAAAUGGUUGAUUAUCAGUUAUUUUGUUUA